Cryptococcus wingfieldii CBS 7118 is the source of this 1254-nucleotide messenger RNA. RefSeq names its product phosphoglycerate kinase. The transcript is spliced from 7 exons. NCBI's taxonomy places the organism in Eukaryota, Fungi, Basidiomycota, Tremellomycetes, Tremellales, Cryptococcaceae. Bases 1 to 1254 code for a protein of 417 amino acids. Gene Ontology annotation, molecular function: ADP binding; ATP binding; phosphoglycerate kinase activity. The record is from RefSeq and is a predicted model, not a curated record. Gene Ontology annotation, biological process: gluconeogenesis; glycolytic process. Gene Ontology annotation, cellular component: cytosol.
AUGUCUCUUUCCUCCAAGCUCAACAUCACCGACCUCGACCUCAAGGGCGAGAGGGUCCUCAUCCGUGUCGACUUUAACGUCCCCCAGGACAAGGAGCAGAACAUUACCAACCCUGCUCGAAUUGUUGCUGCUUUGCCCACCAUCAAGUACGCCAUUGAGAAUGGUGCCAAGUCUGUCAUCCUCAUGUCCCACCUCGGCCGACCCGACGGUUCUCCCAACCCCAAGUACUCUCUCAAGCCCGUCGCUACCAAGCUCUCCGAGCUCCUCAAGAAGGACGUCGAGUUCCUCCCCGAGUCUGUGGGAGAGGCCACCAAGGAGGCUGUCCUCAAGGGCGAGAACGGCCAGGUCUUCUUGCUCGAGAACUUGAGGUUCCACGUCGAGGAGGAGGGUAAGGGUAAGAAGGGCGACGAGAAGAUCAAGGCCGACCCCGAGAACGUCAAGAAGUUCCGUGAGCAGCUUACCGAGCUCGGUACCGUCUACAUCAACGACGCCUUCGGUACUGCCCACCGAGCCCACUCUUCCAUGGUCGGCGUUCAGCUCCCCAAGCGAGCUGCCGGUUUCCUCAUGAAGAAGGAGCUCGAGUACUUUGCCAAGGUCCUCGAGAAGCCCGAGAGGCCUUUCCUCGCCAUCUUGGGUGGUGCCAAGGUUGCCGACAAAAUUCAGUUGAUCGAGAACAUGCUUGACCAGGUCGACACCCUCAUCAUCUGCGGUGGUAUGUCCUUCACCUUCAAGAAGACCCUCAACAAUGUCGAGAUCGGUACCUCUCUCUUCGACCAGCCCGGUUCCGAGAAGGUCCACUCUCUUGUCGAAAAGGCCAAGAAGAAUGGCGUCAAGCUCGUUUUCCCCGUCGACUACAUUACUGCCGAUGACUUUAACAAGGAUGCCAAGACCGGUACCGCCACCGACGAGUCCGGUAUCCCUGCUGACUGGAUGGGUCUCGACGCUGGACCCAAGUCCCGCGAGAUCUUUGCCCAGACUGUCGCCGAGGCCAAGACCAUUCUCUGGAACGGUCCUGCCGGUGUCUUCGAGUUCCCCGCCUUUGCUGGUGGUUCCAACGCCCUUCUUGAGGCCUGUGUAAAGGCCGCCAAGAACGGCAGCACCGUCAUUGUCGGUGGUGGUGACACUGCUACCCUUGUGGCCAAGGCCGGUAAGGAGGAUGAGUUGAGUCAUGUCUCUACCGGUGGUGGUGCUUCCCUCGAGUUGUUGGAGGGCAAGACUUUGCCUGGUGUUGCCGAGUUGAGCGAGAAGAACUAA